GCGGCGGCGGCUCCACCAUGGGCGCUUUUGGGAGCGUCCCCGGAGGGGCCACCACUCUGCUGCUUCUCCUCCCCGCCGGGCUUUUCCAGCCGGGCGUCGCGGCGGCUUUCUCGACGAACGAGCUGCCCGAGCGGGCUGCGAUGAUCGGGGUCAGUCCUAGCCCAGCGGCAGGCGAGACCACCCUGGAAGAGACCCGGCUCCAGGUCUUCACCUUGGAUUACCUCCACGUGCAGACCCCCUUCGAGAUCACCCUCUGGAUCUUGCUGGCUUCCUUGGCGAAGAUCGGCUUUCAUCUAUAUCACAAGUUGCCUCAUGUAGUGCCAGAGAGCUGCCUCCUCAUUCUGGUUGGAUUACUUUUAGGUGGAAUUAUGUUUGGAGUUCAGGAAAAGUCUCCACCGGUCAUGAAGAGUGAUGUUUUUUUCUUAUACCUUCUUCCCCCAAUUGUCCUCGAUGCUGGCUACUUUAUGCCAACUCGCCUCUUCUUUGAAAACUUUGGCACAAUUGUCUGGUACGCAGUCAUAGGGACUCUCUGGAAUUCAUUUGGCAUUGGCAUUUCCCUCUUUGCAAUUUGCCAGAUGACGAUCUUUGACUUGAGUGAUAUCAGUCUGCUGCAAUGUCUCCUCUUCGGCAGCUUGAUUUCAGCUGUGGAUCCUGUGGCUGUGUUGGCUGUGUUUGAAAAUAUUCAUGUCAACGAACAGCUGUACAUCAUAGUUUUUGGCGAGUCCUUGCUGAAUGAUGCUGUUACAGUGGUCCUGUACAACUUGUUCAAGUCUUUCUGCCAGAUGCCUACAAUCAAGGCAGUUGACAUAUUUGCAGGAAUUGCUAAUUUCUUUGUCGUUGGGAUUGGUGGUGUCUUGAUUGGAAUUAUUCUGGGUUUUGUAGCAGCUUUUACUACUCGUUACACCCAUAAAGUCCGCGUGAUUGAGCCUCUGUUUGUCUUCUUAUAUAGCUAUCUGUCAUACAUAACUGCUGAAAUGUUUCAUCUCUCAGGCAUCAUGGCAAUUACAUCUUGUGCUAUGACCAUGAACAAAUAUGUGGAAGAGAAUGUUUCUCAGAAGUCCUACACCACCAUUAAGUAUUUCAUGAAGAUGCUGAGCAGUGUCAGUGAGACUCUUAUCUUCAUUUUCAUGGGAGUGUCCACUGUUGGAAAGAACCAUGAGUGGAACUGGGCCUUUGUUUGCUUCACCCUCCUUUUUUGUUUGUUCUGGCGUGCACUGGGUGUUUUUGCAUUGACUCAGGUCAUUAACCUGUUCCGGACUAUUCCCCUGACAUUUAAGGAUCAGUUUAUUAUUGCCUAUGGAGGCCUCCGAGGAGCCAUAUGCUUUUCUCUGGUUUUCCUACUUCCUGCUGCUGUGUUCCCCAGGAAAAAGCUUUUCAUUACUGCUGCUAUUGUGGUGAUAUUUUUCACUGUUUUCAUUCAGGGGGUAACAAUUCGCCCAUUGGUGGAAUUUCUGGACGUUAAAAGGUCAAAUAAAAAGCAGCCAGCGGUCAGUGAGGAAAUUCACUCUCGGUUUUUCGAUCACGUGAAGGCUGGAAUCGAAGAUGUAUGUGGACACUGGGGUCAUAACUUUUGGAAAGACAAAUUUAUAAAAUUUGAUAAGAAGUACCUGCGGAAACUUCUAAUUCGGGAAAACCAGCCCAAAUCAAGUAUUGUUUCUCUCUACAAGAAACUUGAAAUAAAGCAUGCCAUUGAGAUGGCAGAAACAGGGAUGAUAAGCACAGUACCAUCUCUAGCUUCCAUCAGUGACCAUCAAGAUGAAAAAAUAAUAUCCUCUCCUGGUGAGAUUGAUGAUGAUAUACGAUACAUAUUAACAAAGAACCUCUAUCAAAUACGAAACAGAGCUCCUUCAUACAACAGAUACAGCCUAGCUGAAGAUGCAAGUGAGAAACAGGCCAAAGAAAUUCUGAUCCGUCGCCGACACAGCUUAAGGGAGAGCAUUAGGAAGAGCAGUAGUUUGUCAAGACCGGUUGCCAACAAAGCAGCACGCUACUUGUCACUACCUAAAAACACAAAACUUCCUGAGAAACUACGGAAAAGAAAUCAAUUCAUUUUCAAAGUUGGUGAUGGCAGUGAUUCAGAACCUGAUUACACAACAGUGCUAAAUUUAAAAUCCCAAGCAGGGAGGAUUUUAAGGGACCAGAGACUUCAACACCAGCAAGAAAAUAUGGAAUGGAGAAAUGAAAUGGAGGCAGAUAACCAAGAGCCCAUCCACCCUCAAGGAACCAGGGGCUUCAGGCAACCGCUGCUGGCUCGGCCAACGUUUGGCACACUGUGUGAAGAAGAUGCAACUGAAGACAACGAACCACCCAAACCUAUUCCACCGCCUCGAUUAGCCCGGACAGCAUCAGAAGCUGAAAGGCCUAGAGAUAAAUUCUAGAAUAAGCCAUAUUGAAAACUGCUAAAAAGAGUAACUAUCAAUCUCAAAUGUGGUAGAAUAGCAAUCUAUAUACUAAUUGGACAGCUGGGUCCAUUUAAGGUAUAACUGUGGAUACUUUCAGAGGGUUCAAAGCAAGGAAAAGUUCUUUAGGAAUCAUGUUCAUUCACUAAGGGGAAGGAAAGCUUACUUGCAGUGGAACCAAAUAAUGCUGAUGUUUUAUUUUAUAACUGCUGUUUAACUUCCCAACAAAAGGAAGUUUUAUAAAUUAUAUAGUAUGUUUUUAAUUGUUUUAUUUUAUUUGUUUGUCCAUGGCAAGUUGUAAAUACAAAUUGCACUGAAAAAAAAUUGCACAAUGCACCUCUGUUUAAAACACUUGCUUUAAGGAUUCUCUUAAGGAUACCCAAUGCACUGAGAUAUAAUUACAUAUUGUAAAACAUGGGAAUGCACAAGUGAAGCUGCAGUACCAAAUGCUGAAUGACCUUAUGUCCAUGAUGUACAGUGUAUUCUCAAGCCAGUGUAGUAUAACUGAGUGUUGGACUUGGAAUGAGGAAAAUCAAGUUCAAACCACACCUCUGCCAAAAAGCUCACUGGGUAAAUUACUCUCUUUCUCUCAGCCCAAUCUAGAGCCCUGGUGGCCAGGGAUACUAAUGCUGCAGUGCCACCCUGCCACCUCCAAAGGUCUUUCUGGUGGUGCGGAGAGGGUGAACCGCUCAACCCCCCUCAUCAGAAAGCCUUCCGUAGGGCUUAAUGGACUUAUGAAACCAACAUUAGUAUGCUUGAAAUCUGGCAUAUGUUGGCUUCAACCCCAUCCAUGCUUUCAGAACACCCCGCUAUCCUGGCGACUCAGAGGGCCACGGUGGCUGCCCACCAUUAGAUUUGCCCCUCUGCCAGGGAAAGUGCCCCAGGAGGGCAAAUCCACCAGCGUGGCUUUGCAUCUCCUCCAGGAGUCACUUCAGCACCCCCUUCUGGAUUGGACUAUAACACACACAAACACACACACUCUUUCAGCCUAAUCUAGAGAUAUAAAAUUUCUGGAAAUUUUAAAGUCUUUUUUUUUUUUUGGGGGGGGGGGGACCCUUGCCAUUUUUUUCCAGGGAAAAAACUCUGAGAAUUUGGUAAAACUGUAAAUAUAUGCAGUAUUACUUUCCUAUUACACCCAAGUCUAUUUGGUGGCUUUGGAAACAUAAAAUGCAUCCUUUGUAACUUAGCAUAUAAAAUUGUAUCAAUUGGUAUUUUUAUGCCAUCGCAUCAAAUAAUUGGUGACCAAUUGCCACCUUCCAAUGAUGAACCCCCCCCCCCCCAUCAAUUGGCAUGCAGAACUCAGUCCUGCCCACCCAUUGGUAGGACAUCCAUCCCUCAACUUACCUUCCCUCAACGCAGCAGCAAGUCCACUCUCCUCAACCGGUGACCCACCCAUAUAAAAUGGGCUUUCCUGCUAAUUUAAAAUAUAAAUGCCUUAUAAACAAAGUAGCAAAAAACCCAACAGGUUUUUACCAACAAGGUAGCAAAUAUAAGUGAUGUAGCAAAUAUGCCCAACAAGAGAGGGUUGUAAAUUAAUGUACCCUAUAUUAUCAUAUUGCUUUUCUCUAUUUCCAAACUGGGGGGGGGGGGGGGCAUAGGAUUUGUUUAAAGCAUUCCUCCCAAAGUUCCAAUUUUUACAUUGAAAAAGAUGAAAGUCCUUACUAUACGUUUUGAGUGUAUCUAACCUUGUCUUAAAAAGCAUUUCACUUAAUUCAUAAAGCAAUAAGCAUUUCGUAGAUUUUUUCAGUGCACCCCCCAAUAUUCCAAUAUUUCCACUGUAAAAAUUGAAUGUUAGAUAUUUGAGUGAGCAAAAGAUUGUCUUUAAAACUAUUUGACUCCAACGAUAAAACUUCAUGGGAGUUUUUUUUUCCAGUUCUCCCCAAAAUUUCCAUAAUUUUCUACUGGAAAAAGUAAAAAAGAAUUCUCAGACUUUUUCAUGCUAUACAUUUUGAGUGUGAAACACCUUGUCUUGAAAAUAAUUUCACUAAUUAAAAAACAUGUAGGAUUUUUAUUCAUCAAUUCUUCAAAUUUCCCAAUUUUUGAUCAAAAAAAGUACUGGGUGGGGCAGGGGGGCUAGGACAGGUAUUUCCCUGAUUUGUUUUACAGUUUCUUUUAGGGCCUUCACAACUCUAGCCUAACCUGCCUCUCACAGUUGCUAUAAGGAUAAAAAAGGGGAAGGGCAACCAUUAAUGUUGCCAGGAACUCCUUGGAGGAAUAGGGAUAAGAAAUAAAAGCCAAACGCAGCCCACCAGCCAUGUACUGUGUCUCACAAUAUUCUUUAUAACUCUUCACUUUUUUAUAGUCAACAGUUUACCUAGCCCUACAACAGCUAGAUUUAAGUCCAGUAGCACCUUAGGGACCAACAAGAUUUUGAAAGUCACAGCUUUGACUCUCAUUCCAAAGGAAAACCAACAAACAUGAUGAUUGAAAAGAUUUCUCUUUUAAAAUCCUUCUUCGUAGUACAAGAGGUAAAUGGACUGUGAUGAUACUGCUGCUUUUCUGUUGAGGACUAUUUAACCUUUCAACUUGGUUGUUGAAGCUUGUCACUUGAAAAGGAGGAAAAUAAUUUAUAAGUAUAUAUUUUGGGUUAUUUGGUGUUUUGUUUUAGUUUGUAAGCUUUAAAUGAUGAUUUGUAAGCCAUCUUGAGCCAUAAAAAAAGGCAAGAUAUAAAUAUUUUAAUA
Messenger RNA from Sphaerodactylus townsendi, 5080 nucleotides. It is a transcript of the gene SLC9A2, whose product is annotated as solute carrier family 9 member A2. The transcript is spliced from 12 exons. Gene Ontology annotation, cellular component: membrane. Lineage: Eukaryota; Metazoa; Chordata; Lepidosauria; Squamata; Sphaerodactylidae. The coding region runs from base 18 to 2378 and encodes 786 amino acids. The record is from RefSeq and is a predicted model, not a curated record. Gene Ontology annotation, molecular function: sodium:proton antiporter activity. Gene Ontology annotation, biological process: proton transmembrane transport; sodium ion transport; regulation of pH.